Molecule: messenger RNA, 801 nt
Organism: Phalaenopsis equestris
Lineage: Eukaryota; Viridiplantae; Streptophyta; Magnoliopsida; Asparagales; Orchidaceae
Product: RNA polymerase II subunit A C-terminal domain phosphatase SSU72
Exons: 4
Coding region: 87-668 (193 amino acids)
Biological process (GO): termination of RNA polymerase II transcription
Cellular component (GO): nucleus; mRNA cleavage and polyadenylation specificity factor complex
Molecular function (GO): RNA polymerase II CTD heptapeptide repeat phosphatase activity
Source: RefSeq, a predicted model, not a curated record
CACGAACCACAGGCACGAAAAAUCAGGUCUUGUGGCGGCCGGGAAGAGGCCGAGCGUCGGAAAGGUGGAGCAAAAGAGACGGAAAAAUGAAACUUCGUUUCGCCAUGGUGUGUUCAUCAAACCAGAACAGGAGCAUGGAAGCUCACUCCCUACUCAAGCGCGAGGGCUUCGACGUUUGCUCCUACGGGACCGGCGCUCAUGUCAAGCUUCCCGGCCCCUCUCUCCGCGAACCCAACGUUUACGAGUUCGGCACCCCCUAUAAGCAAAUGCACGACGAACUCCGCCGCCAGGACGCCGAGCUGUACAAGCGCAACGGGAUUCUGCCCAUGUUGAAGCGCAAUUACAGCGUCAAGACUGCGCCUCAGCGCUGGCAGGACAACGCUGCGGAUGGCUACUUCGAUGUCGCCUUCACAUUUGAAGAGAAGGUGUUUGAUACGGUCAUUGAAGAUUUAAAUAAUCGCAAACAUUCAUUAUUGAAGAGUGUACUCAUCAUCAACUUGGAGGUCAAAGAUAACCAUGAAGAGGCUGCCAUUGGCGCCAAGCUUGCUUUUGAUUUAUGCCAAGAGCUGGAAGCUGUGGAUGUCUGGGAAGAUUCAAUUGAUGACAUUGUGAUCGCAUUUGAGCAGCAGCAUAAUAGGAAGCUUCUGUAUAGUGUAUCUUUCUACUAGAUAUACUUUCAGUCUUUCAGUAAAUACAAGCAAUCUUUGUUGAUGCUUUGGUGCAUUUUGUGUUGACAAAAUUACAGUAUAUGGAGAGAAGUCUUUUGCUCUUCGAUGGAAAAAAUAAUCUAUUCAAUAUCCA